Messenger RNA from Bombina bombina (fire-bellied toad), 2761 nucleotides. RefSeq names its product epsin 3 (gene EPN3). The coding region runs from base 595 to 2487 and encodes 630 amino acids. The record is from RefSeq and is a predicted model, not a curated record. Gene Ontology annotation, cellular component: clathrin vesicle coat; plasma membrane; endosome. The transcript is spliced from 10 exons. NCBI's taxonomy places the organism in Eukaryota, Metazoa, Chordata, Amphibia, Anura, Bombinatoridae. Gene Ontology annotation, biological process: endocytosis. Gene Ontology annotation, molecular function: clathrin binding; phospholipid binding.
CUCAGUCUAAGGUCAUUAUUCUCUGUUUGUAAAUUUUAGUUGUAUCUGCUAAGGCAGGGGGUGAAUUGGUUAAAUUUGUGUAGCAUUCCUCUUGCAGCCCUGAUCAACCAGCUGAGCAACUUUUAGACAACCUCAUACACACAUAGAGCAAGACAGACACAUUGGAAUAGUAUUAGUGUCAGUGUCAAACAUACCCAGUGUGACCUACAAGCUUUGCAACAGGUAGACAACACUCAGUGACAACAGCUGAUGAUGUAGAUUUGAAUUGUCCAUAAAACAGUCAGAGCAGAACUGAGUAAUAUUUAUUUCAGCAGACGGCAUCCCCAGCUUUGUGUAUGAUGCUAAGGGUUUAGUAUUGUACUAUACAGGUAUAUCUGUACAGUGCUCACUUAUUGCAUAAUCAUAUACACACAUAACCAAACUUCCCAGUGGGACUUCCCUGCAGCAAGUCAAAUGGAUUUAUUAAACAGCUGCUAUCCUUGGUGAACAGCACUGAGGAACUAGUGACAAUUUAGAAUUUCAGUAGUCAGUGACUGCCUGUAAAAAGGCUGUUACCCACCUGGGCUUUCUUUUGGACACGUGCAAGCGGCCAUAAUGGACACAUCAUCCAUACGUCGCCAGGUGAAGAAUAUUGUACACAAUUAUUCUGAGGCUGAGGUCAAAGUGCGAGAGGCCACUUCCAAUGACCCAUGGGGUCCCUCCACUAGCCUAAUGUCUGAGAUUUCUCAGAUGACCUACAAUACAGAAUUGUUUAAUGAGGUGAUGAUGAUGAUCUGGAGAAGACUAAAUGACAGUGGCAAAAACUGGCGUCACGUAUACAAAUCUCUCACCCUCCUUGAUUACCUGCUAAAAAAUGGAUCUAACAAAGUGGUGCAGGAAUUCAAUGAGAAUCUCAUAAGUGUGCAGACUCUAAAGGAUUUUCAGUUUCUUGAUCGUGAUGGGAAGGACCAAGGAAUUAAUGUCCGUGAGAAAGCGAAACAGUUAGUCGCUCUAAUAAAAGAUGAAGAGAAAUUAAAAGAGGAGAGAAUUCUAGCUCAGAACACAAGGAGAAGGAUGUCGUCAAAAGGACCCUCUGCCAUCAGCAACCAAAUGAGCAUCUCCACCAGCCAAGUUUCUCCCUCAAAACUCUCCUCAGACCUGGAGCAAGUCAGACCCCAGAGCACCGGGGAAGAAGAGCUACAAUUACAGCUUGCACUGGCCAUGAGCAAAGAAGAGGCAGAAAAGAAGACACUUCCUUCAGCUCCUGAAGAAGACGAAGAGCUGCAGCUCCAAAUGGCCUUGCAACGUAGUAAAGAGGAAUAUGAAAAGGAUAUGAGGUCCUGUCAGGGUGAGAUAUCACUAAUUGAGAAGGCUUUAAUGCAAGAUGACCCAGCAGUCAAACAGGAAGAACAGAACACAAGGACCAAAAAUGAGUCCCAUUUGUCAGACCUUGUUGAUCUCUUUGGUCCAACUGAAACAUCUACUCAUUCAUCUUACAACAUCUGGGGUCUUCCUGAUACUGUGUCUGUACCGCCAGUUAGAUCUGCUUCGUAUGGAUCCUUAUCCCCUCCAUGGGGAACAGUAAAUCAUUAUGACAAUAUAAGUACCUCACUUCCAUGGGCUUCUACACCUCACAUUACUCAACUCAAAGAAGACAACAUGAGUCAAAGUAUAAUAUUCAGCAGUGAAACCUCAACAGCCUGGAAGGAACCACCACCUAAAGAUAAUUUUUCCGACCCAUGGGGCAAUGGUGAGACCAUCGGUGUGCCCACAACUCUAGCAACAAAAGAAGAACCUUGGUCUGCUAAGUUUGAUCUUUUGGAUUCCAGUGUUGAUAUUUUUGGUCAGCCUCCUUUAAUCGCACCGAAAGAUCCUUCAGCCAGUUCAACAAGUCCGCUAGAACUUGAUUUUCAAGAUGAUUUUACACAAAGCAAAAAACAAACGCUAGAUGCUCUUGAUUUAACUGGUCUUGAAGAAGCUCUUCCUGAUUCGAGUGCAAAGCUUCGUAGUCGUACACCAGACCUAUUUCUGGAGCCAGCUGCUCGGACGCUGGUAAACCUCGAUUCACUUUUCUCAACUCCAGGUUCUAUUAAAAGCAAAAACCCUUUUAACGCAGGGCUCAGUGCGCCAUCACCCAAUAACCCAUUCCAACUUGGGGACCAAAAGCCGUCUCUAAACCAACUGAGGGCAACUUCUCCUGCUCCUGUAACCACAGGGGCACCAAUUACCUCUCUAAGGACCAUUUCUCCAGUGCCGCCUUUUUCUAUGCCAGGACUUAAUUCAUUACAGGCUUUCCCACAAGCCCAAGGCUUUGCUAUGCCUCCCGGUUUGUCACUUCCACUGCCACUUCAGAGUGUUUCCCCUGUAAUGGGCUUUCAGCCCACCAUGAAUUCUUCAUUUAACCAAAUACCAAUUGUAAACCAACUCUCCCAGCCUUUUGUGCCUCUCACCAACCCUCUCCAACAAUCUGAUGUAUCCUCUCAGGCUGUGACUAAUCCUUUUCUCUGAAACAUAAAAAUGAACAGUAGACGACAUCUGAUUGGCUGAGGAACUGAGUCAAAGUUUUGGAAGUUGCUGCCCAGACGCCUUUUUUUGUUAGAAUGACAUCUUCUCAUUGAAUUAUGGUGCAACACAGAUAUAAGUGCUCAUUAUAGGUUGACAGUAACAUUUACUAAAUUAAUUUAAUUACAACCUCUAAACCAGAAAGAUUUGUGUUUUCAAAGGCAACUGUACUGCUUUGGCUUUAUUUACAGAUUUUAAAUGAAUUUGUUUUUUCCCCCCA